GCUGCGGCGGGGCCUCCCGCAGGGCCCGGUGGCGGGGGGGAGCGGGGGGGCCUCGGUGCUCCAUGUCGGUUCCCUCCUGCGGGAAAUAUGAUCAGCGCCCCUGACGUGGUGGCCUUCACCAGAGAGGAGGAGCUGGAGGAUGAGCUGUACAGCCAGCCGCCCCUGCCCGAGGAGUACUCGGUGCCGCUCUUCCCCUUCGCCAGCCCCGGUGCCAACCCCUGGGCCAAGGUCGCCAGCUCCAAGUUCACCCGGGACUUCAUCCUCAUCUCCGAGUUCUCGGAGCAAGUGGGGCCUCAGCCCCUCCUGACCAUCCCCGAUGAUGCCAAAGUGUCGGGCACUUUCGAUCUUAAUUAUUUUUCCCUUCGGAUCAUGUCUGUGGAUUACCAGGCGUCCUUCGUGGGGCACCCUCCCGGCUCUGCCUACCCCAAGCUGAACUUCGUGGAGGAUUCCAAAGUGGUGCUGGGGGACUCGAAGGAAGGAGCCUUUGCCUAUGUCCACCACUUGACUCUCUACGACCUGGAAGCCAGGGGCUUCGUGAGGCCCUUCUGCAUGGCCUACAUCUCUGCUGAUGAGCACAAAAUCAUGCAGCAGUUCCAGGAACUAUCUGCUGAGUUUUCCAAAGCAUCCGAAUGCCUGAAGACAGGGAACAGGAAAGCUUUUGCUAACGAACUGGAAAAGAAACUGAAAGAUCUCGACUACACCAGGACUGUCCUGCACAACGAAACCGAGGUACAGAAGAAAGCCAAUGACAAAGGGUAUUACACAACCCAAGCCAUCGAGAAGGCCAACGAGCUGGCCAGCGUGGAAAAGUUGAUCAUUGAGCACCAAGACCUUCUGAAACAAAUCCGGUCGUAUCCCUACAGGAAGCUGAAGGAAUCUGACUUCCACCCCUAUGAGCCAGAGUCAGUGCUGGAUCAGGCCAAUGCCAGCUGUGACCAGGACCCGACUACCUCCGACCUUGGUGAGCCUGGUGACACUCCCCUCUAUGCCCACCUGCCAUCCUACACCCCCAAGCUCAUCAAAGCAAAGUCUGCCAAAUGCUUUGACAAGAAACUGAAGACGCUGGAGGAACUCUGCGAUAUCUAUUUUUUCACCCAAACCCUUGACCAGUUGCACCAGAUCGAGAGGACUUUCAGAGGUGAUGUCUGCUACCUCCUGACAGAACAGAUCAGCAGGGCACUCUUGAAGCAACAAAGUGUCACAAACUUCCUCUUUGAGGAUGUCACUUUUCUGGAUGAAAAACCACCUGAAAAACAGUACCGAGGCUGCCAGGGGCUCAGUCAAGAUGCUGUGGAUAGCAAGUGUUUGGAAGAGUCUCCUGCUCCUAAAGUGGUCAUCAGCCUGGGCUCCUACAAGUCCAGCGUGGAGAGCGUGCCCAUCAAGAUGGAGCAGGAAAUCGAGGACUCCCAAGAACCCAGAAUGUCCGAGUCUGUCACCUUUGAGCAGCAGGAGAACCUGGACUACCUUGACGCGGAUAUCAAAGGCAGCAUCAGCAGCGGGGAGAGCAUCGAGGUUCUGGGGACGGAGAAAUCCACGUCUGGCUUGACGAAAUCAGAGAGCCAGGGCAGCCUGCCCAUCAGCCCCAGCCCCCAGGCGGGACGCAGCAAGGUGGGCAGCCGGCGGACGGUCAGCGAGGACAGCAUCGAGGUGCUCAGCACCUGUCCCUCCGAGGCCCUCAUCCCGGAAGAUUUCAAAGCCAGCUACCCAAGUGCCAUUAACGAGGAAUCUUACGUGGAUGACGAAGAGGGGGGCCUUCGUUUCACCCCCAAACUGAGCCCGGACAACGAGCAGGGUGAUGUUUCGAACCAGGAAAGCUUGGCGCAGGUCGAUUCCGCCUGUUGUAUCGGGAAGGAGAGUCCCAGUUUCCUCGAGCCUCUGCCUGCGCUGGGCCAGAAGCUGGGUGAGGAGGAGGGGGUGGUGAGGAUCCCCCCGCAGCCUUACCGGCAGUCCGAGCUGGGACUGCGGGGGGGCUUCCCCUCCCACGAUGGCAUCUCGGGGGGGCUCCUUCCCUACGAGCUCGACUCGCGCUACACGACGGGCGGCCGGGAGGUCAGCAAGAGCAGCCUGGACGAGUGCUCAGACUCCACCAGCUACAUCAGCAGCGCUGCCUCCACCUGCUCCGACCGCACCCCUUCUCCAGCUCACCUCGCCCGCCAGGCGAGCGAAAGGCACAAGAAGAAGGCCGGGCAGAACGCCCUGCGCUUCAUCCGGCAGUACCCCUUCGCCCACCCCGCCAUCUUCUCCCUGCUCAGUGGCAGGACCCUCAUCGUGCUGGGGGAAGAGGAAGCCAUAGUCAAGAAGCUGGUGACGGCGCUCUCCAUCUUUGUGCCCAACUGCGGCGUUGACGCCAAGCCCGUGAAGCACUGGGUCACUUCCCCUCUGCACAUCGUGGAUUUCCAGAAGUGGAAGCUGAUCGGGCUCCAGAGGAUGGUGUCACCUGCUGGGGUGAACGUGCUGCCUGCCCUGAGCCGGUACAGCCGGUAUGUCAGCAUCCUGGAUGCUGACAGCAAGACUCUCCGCUGCCCCCUAUACAAAGGCACCGUGGUGGCCCGGCUGGCAGAUCACCGCACGCAGAUCAAGCGAGGGAGCACCUACUAUAUGCACGUCCAGAGCAUCCUCACCCAGCUGUGCUCAAAAGCCUUCCUCUUCACCUUCUGCCAUCACUUGCACCUUCCCAUCAGCGAAAGGGAACCGGAGGAAUCCGUCGUGAGCCGCAGGAUGAACUUUCUGAAGCUUCAGCUGGGCCUUGCCAAUGAAGAUAUCAAAAUUGUCCAGUAUUUAGCUGAGCUGCUGAAGCUGCAGUAUAUUCAGGAACCUGACCAGGGGGUGAACUCUCUGCUCAGAUUUGACUACGUCCCCAGCUCUUUGUACAAAAUUUAGCCUCAUGGGGGGGGGAGGGAGGGAAGGGAGGGGGUGGGAUGUCUGCCUGCAUCCUCAGAGCCUGGCACAGAUCAUCCAUGCUUGACAUCAAUGCUGUCUGCUGUAGCUCUCACACGUUGGGAAGGGGCAGGGAAGCUGAUGUGUUUGCAGGUGCCUCUGUUCCACAGAAAUCGGUGUCUGAGGGACUGGUUUUCCAUAUGGUUCUUUGUAGCCAAGAAUGUAGAUGUUCCAUCUCGUUAAACACUGGGCACUUCGUUGUGAAAUGUUAGGAGGGGGCACUAUUAACUUUUAAAACAUAGCAUGGCAGUGUCCCAGGGGGAUAACGGCAUAGAGGGAGAGUUGGGCUGUCUUGGGGAUCAUUACUGGGGGAUGUGCAGCCCCCAUGGUAACACAGUGCUCUACAUGCUUCUGUCAGAGCCCUAAAUGCUUGUUGGUCCCUUUCAUGGAGCCAGAGUGGGGAAUGUAAAGGCCACAGGAGGUUUUUCAACCCACCAGUGUCUUGCCUGAGUGCCGCUCGGAAGCUCCUCGGCAGGGUGGCAGAUUGCAGUUCCCCAUCUGUGCACAGCUGGUCCCUUCUGGCAUUUUUCUGAGUUUCUUGAAGCUUCCCAGGGAGUGGGUUUUCCUUGGGCAGGUGGGAGAGCAGUGGAAGUACAUGUGCUCUCCAGGAGGCCUUUUCUGGUUUCUGUCAGCUUGGUGAAAGUCUGGAAGGACUCCUGAAUGCUGGUGAGCAGCGAGGCGCCCACUGCUGUGAAUGUAGAGCACUGUGCCUUGUUAAUUUGCCACAUCCUAUUUGCUGGGUGACCUCUUGAGGAGGGUGUGAGGGAGACCAGGAAUUCUCACAGCAUGCAAGGUUGAUGGUGGCCUUUUAAAGAGCGAGGGGAACUGAACAGAGCGGGUGGGGGGACACCCCCAUUUUUAAGUGCUUUCUGUGAUGGGGAAAUGAGCAGUGCAGUUCAGCUGCAGCUAUGCUGUGAGACAACAUCCUAGGAAGAUACUAGUGUUCAGGAGAGAUGGGGGAUGAAUGUGCUGGAUUCCACAUUGUGUCUGUAAUAGUUUAUCUUCUUUUUCUUUUCUUCUUUGUUUUUGUUUGAAGUUGGCUUUUGUGCCAUGUGGUAAAGCAGGGUCAGCGUUGCUGCAUGCUGCUUCUGUCGUGUCUCGACUACCUCUCCUGGGGUGCUCCUGGACAGGGCAGAACUGCUGCUCUCUGAGCCUGGAUGCCAAGCAAUUCCUUUUCAAAGCUUCUGUGCCAUAAAGGUUGUGCCACCGCUGUGGUGACACUCCCAGAUUGUUCCUGUCAGUCCCCAGGCACAGCACAUCCCUCAGGAGUCUGCUUGGAGAAGCUGCUGCUUGGCCAGCGGUCCUGGGCUCCUGUUUGCUCAGCCUGGAGCUGUGUGGCCAUAGCAGCCCUCGUGGUAGUUCUAAGCAAGAAAAGCCUUGCCAGGAAAGAGAUCCUUGGUUUUAUUUCUUGUUAUCUCUCUGCUGAUUAUGAGGUGAGAACAGGGGAGUUCAGGCUGAUGAGUUUUCUUGGUUGAGUCUGUUAAAACCUCCGUAUAUUGUGAUGGUAUGAGGCAGUGCUGGAGAUGAAUGUGAUCUUCUUUCCAUGCCUGUGGUGGUUUCUAUGGACAAACUGGGGUUAGACCCCACUGAAACUCACUGUGAGAAUCACACUGCUCCAAAACCCAUGUCCUGAAGGCAAGGAGGCUCUGUGGGGAGGCUGUCAUCUGGCACCAUCAUCCACCCUUCAGUGCUGCUGCCACUUCCUGCCUGGAAAGGGCUCUCGGGGGUGCAAACAGGACAGAAGGGCUCUUUCAGAAGUUAGUGUUGCUUCUGGUAACUGACAUUGAGGCUCAGCCCAAGAAGUUGAGCUUGUGGUACUACUCCAGAGGGAUUCCCAAGGUCAGGGGUUGCUUGUGGUGGUGUUUUUAGGUCGUGCAUGGCAUCACCUUCGCUGGGGGGGGAGCUGUGUGCCUGUGCACCUCUAAACCCCGUUUGAAGGCCUUUUCCUUCCCUAAGCUCUCCUGACUUCCUGCUGCAUGUGAGCUGGGCCUGCUGGUGAAAGGCUUCCAUGUCCUUAGAAAACAUCUGCUUUUUCAAAUGACUCGAGGUGUGCCCAUGUUGAUCUGUCUGCACCCCAACAGCUCCCAUACUAAUGCUGAGGUGAAACUCCCCAGGGGAAGAGGCAUCGUGGUGAUGAGUAACGCAGGUGACACCGGGCAGAGCAAAGCUCCUCGCUUCCUGCAGCUCUGGAGAAAUGCCCUCGAGUGGCAGCUUUUUUGCUGCUGGAAACCGACGUGAUGCUCUUAGGGUUUGAGGAGGGGAAGGAUGCAGUUUCUUCCCACUGACUCAUGUCUUCCUCCAGGCUCAUGGCCCAGGGCAGUGGAUCGGGAUUGAUUGUUAGUGCUGAUUGAUCUCACAGUGGUCUCUACCAGUGGCAUUUGGCUGCACUCAUAAAUGGAUAAAUAACUCUCUUCUUGCUGCUCCCUCUGUCAAACCUGUAUUAUCUGAUUUUCAAGGCCUCGUUGAGCAAUACUUGCACUACCACCUGUCUGACCUGCUUCAUCUCUCUGUCACAAAGCAGCUCUGGUUUGGGGGGGAUGCCCUGGGGGCUUUGCUGGGACCAUUGCACAUUUCCAAGCGGGAGCUCUGUGUUAUCUGCAACUCGUACGGGAGUUGUGGGGAAACACACCUGGGAAUACUUGUCCUAAAGCUGGCUCACAGCAGGGUCACCUGGUAGCUUGGCUAACAGGGAAAAGGGAGCUACGUUGGGUAUCUCCUAACUGCUGGUGGUGUCUGUAGCAGUAGCAGCAAUGGGUUGGAGGCCAAAUGCAGCAGGGUGUUCGGGAGCCGAGUCCCUCUUUGCUCAGUAAUGUCUCUGUCUGACCUUCUGCUCUUGUACAGCAAAGAUCCCUAUCUUGGCACUUUAAGACUUUCCUCAUCUUCACUGUGUUACCUCACCAGUUUCUGAUAUUCCCAGGCUCAGAACAAGUUACAGUCUCCACAUAGCAGCUCCUGCCUGAACCUGUGCCCGCGCGUGCCGGUCAGCGUGCACGCAGGGCAGGUUCCUCGCAGCCGCGGUGCAAUACUCACCCGCCCUGGCAGCCAGCAGUGCCCCCUUCCCUGUGCCCUGCCAGCAUGCUCCUGUCCCACUGGAUCCCCUCUGCCCUUUCUCUGCUGGCUGUCAGAAUGUUCUGAUGGAGAAUCCACCACCACGAAGGUCUCCCCUGGUGUCUGCUGCCUGGCCGGGAGGGCAGGGCUCCAUGUUCUUACUCCUCUGCUCUGGGAGAGGAGCUGCCAGCCCUGCUCUGUGCUACACGAUUCAGCCAUAGGAGUGGGCGAUACAAACCCAGCACAGGUUUCAUUUCUCAGAGAACAGUGCUCGGAUUUACUGUCACCUGGUAGCAAUCACUUUGUAAGCAGCUCCAAAGCUGCCUUGCCUUGACUAGGGGAGUACUGCCUCUGCUCUAGCAAUAUUCACCAUUCGGGGAAGGGGUAGAAGAGGUGAGAGGUGAUGGCUCUGUCCCUCCUAGCAUGUUUUUUGGUUUUCAUUGAGCAUGGGGGGGUCCCAAGCCCCUGGCUGAAGGGUGGGUGACAGCCCACACUGUGGAUUCAGCAUCUCGGAGAUCUGGGCAGGACCCGGGGCUCGUAGCAGCACUCUGCAAAGGCUCAAUGGUGCAUCGGGAGAAUCAGUGAGGUGCAGGAGCCUGCCUGCUCCAGGCUGUGCCCUGGCAGCACAGCGACUGUACCCCAAAAACAUCAGGGUCACCAACCCACCAGUCCCCCAGUGGCAUUUUAAUAACUGGAAGGCAGAAACAGGGUAUCCGGUCCCACUGGCCACCUCGCUCUUAGCACGGGGUUGGGGCUGGGCUGGGAGCUGCCUCCCAGGGCUGUCAGGAGGUGGUGGUGAGGAAUUCUCAUCUUAUUUUAAAGCACUGUAUCCUACACCUGCAUGUUGAGUUCUGUGUGUGUGCGUGUGCCCGUGCGUGCCGAAUGCUUGCGUCGUAGUUAGAGCGAGUGUGACCGGGAGAAACCCAAGAAGCAUGUCUUAGUGUCGUGCUGUGUUACUGCACAAGAGUUUAACAGAUGUUAAUGCCAAAUGACUAGUCUGAGAAAUGUACUUUUAAAAAAAAAAAAAAA
Messenger RNA from Calypte anna (Anna's hummingbird), 7014 nucleotides. RefSeq names its product SMCR8-C9orf72 complex subunit (gene SMCR8). Bases 88 to 2880 code for a protein of 930 amino acids. NCBI's taxonomy places the organism in Eukaryota, Metazoa, Chordata, Aves, Apodiformes, Trochilidae. The transcript has 2 exons. The record is from RefSeq and is a predicted model, not a curated record. Gene Ontology annotation, molecular function: GTPase activator activity. Gene Ontology annotation, cellular component: guanyl-nucleotide exchange factor complex.